UUUUGCCAUCGCUCUGUGUCAGUAGGCACAAAGCGUGAUUGAAUUGCUCUUCGAGCUGCUGCUGCUGCCAACGCUGACAAGAAAAUACACACACAAACACGCACACACUGACACAUUAGAGAUCUUAGCCAUUGAUGACAAAUCUGCACCAGAGCCAGAUGAGCAGCUGGCGCUAUAAAAAGCAAUUGUAACCGUUGCUUGGCUUGCCACUAUUCCAGUAGCGUUCAACACACGACAGCCAGGCAGCCAGAGAGAUAGCCAGAAUUGGACAGGAUAUUAAUAUGCUGCGAUACACUUCAAUUUUAGUUAGCAUCGUUUUGGCCAUCGCUGGACCCAGUGCAGCUGUUGUCCAUGGCAUCCAGUCGCUGAGCAGUGGUCGCUUUGAGUCAUCUGAUGGCAACCGGAAUGGCUAUCGAUAUAAUGGACCCGCACACAAAUAUUUGCCGGCGGCGAGCGAGCCCACCACAGAGGCUGUGAUCACCACCGGCUACUGGCAGCCCAAUCCCCUUCCGCCAUCCUAUACCCAACCCAGUUUCAUACAGCAAUUGCCCUAUGAGCUUAGCUAUAACAGCACACCAGCAACUGGUCGCCCAUACCAACAGUCUAACUAUAAUGGACCCUACAGCACACAGCAUUACGAGCCCGAACCUGAGCAGCAGCAUCACCAUCAGUUGACAUCCUCAUACAGCACGCCCUCAUCGUCCAGGCAGCAACAUAACAAUCAUAACUAUAUAAAUCACAUGAAUACAUUUCAAUAUGCCGCCAAUCAUCAGGCUGCUGGUGCGCCUGCAACUGGCAUUGAGUUUAGUCAAGCUUUCGGUAUUUCUGCUGACACGCAGCAUGAUCGCCAUAUGGAGCCUGGUCAGCGAGCUGCUCCGUUGAUUGGCCAGGCGCUGCCGGAGCGCUAUCAACGGCAACCGUUCGUCGAUGAGCAGCAGCCAGCCAGCAGCUUUGUGCAGAUGCAAUCGCAUUCCUAUGAACUGCCGCCCACAUACAAUAUGCAGGCGGACGAGUGGCUGCAGCAUUUGUCUGCUACUCCACCUGCACCUGCACCUGCACAGCAGGAGUAUCACAAUCGCGAGCUGGAGCAGGCAAAUGAGUAUGUUGUUCCGUAUCCGGAUCAGGGUCAGGCAUAUGGGCAAUACUCCCAAUCCUCACCAUUCUCGACGUCCUCAUUUCAUCCCAGCAGCAGUGGCAGUGGCAGCAGCAGCAGCAGCAGUUUUUUUCAUGCAAGCCACGCCCACUCAGCAAGCGCCGCCUCCACUGCACCACAAACAUCUUACUUGACGCUGCCCAGUCGCGAGUUUCAAGCACCCUAUUUCUGAUUCCCCCUUUCAGGCAACUCCACCAGACUCCCGACUCCCUGAGUCUUGUUCGAGGUCCCAUCCAGCAAACCAGAUCCGAGCAUUGAAUAUAUUUGCUUUUUUCAUACAGCAAAAGU
Drosophila grimshawi is the source of this 1441-nucleotide messenger RNA. RefSeq lists its product as uncharacterized. Lineage: Eukaryota; Metazoa; Arthropoda; Insecta; Diptera; Drosophilidae. Bases 282 to 1325 code for a protein of 347 amino acids. The record is from RefSeq and is a predicted model, not a curated record. The transcript is spliced from 2 exons.